GGUGUACCUACUGCUGCUUGUUGGAAUCACUAUAGAUCUUCAAUUCAGUGUGGUUUGGGUGUCACAACUGUUUGGAUUGAUUUUUCUCUCUGCAUGGUUAAGAAAAUAAAUUGUUUUUUAAAAAUAUUCAUUCGUCUAUGAAAUACAAAAAGAAGUUAUAAAAUAAUCAAUAGUUUAAAGUGAAGUGCUUUGAAAAACAAAACGGUUCGAGGAUAAAGGUUAUUUUUUAGAAAAAAGGAUCUCGGUUAUCCUAAAAGUGUGUUUUGAUAAAACAGAAUAAGAAAACGAAUCAAAUCAUGAUCAAUUUCAAGGAAUUUGCAUUUCUCCUUAUUGGACUACUUAACAUUGCAUUUAUUCCAAAAACUCAAGCUUCAUUCCCAUAUUAUGGCACAAAAAUUGGAUCUCUGAAACGUCUUCACCAUGGUGUUGGUGGUGAUGUUUAUGCCGUUGAUUCGCGAACAAUAUUUUUGAAAAACUUCAACUACGAUGGAGAUGCUCCAGCUGCCUACUUCUAUGUUGGAAACUCAAAGAAACCCACUAAUGAGGGUGCCAGUCGUCUCCGAGAUGAACGAGGUGGAACUUCUUCGUUAACACGUCGCUAUCGCAACAAGGACAUCACAUUAUCCCUCCCAGAAGGAAAAACUCUACGGGACAUCAAAUGGUUUUCCGUGUGGUGUGAUGAAUUUUCCGUCAACUUCGGAGACGUUUCUAUUCCACCAAAUCUAGACUUCCCAAGACCCCAGAAGAUCGCUUCACUCCAGGGAGUUCAUGGUGUUCGAUCAGACAGUAUUGUGAUUGUUGAUGCUCAAACUUUGCUGAUUCCAAAUUUCAGUUAUGAUGGUGAAGCACCAGAUGCCAAAUUCUGGGUUGGCCGCGGUCCCAAACCCUCCCCACAAGGACUCCGGAUUCCCGAUGAAAAUGGCAAGGAAAACGCAUUACGUCGAUACGACCAGAAGACCAUUGUUCUAACCCUCCCAGCCGAUCUAACCAUAUUCGAUAUUGGUCAUUUUGGUGUUUGGUGCGAGGCUUUCACAGUUGACUUUGGCCAUGUUCGAAUCCCAGACGGCCUUAAUGUUCCACCCUCAUUGAAAAUGCUCGGUAUUAGUCCUCAGCGUGCAAAUUUACAUUUACAGUCAAAACUUAAUUGCGAAGUACUUUAUGAUGAUUUGGCGUUUGAAGUGCGUUGGGCUGUCGCUGGUGAAAGUAUCGUUGUGCAACUUGUUGCAAAACUAGAGGAUGGCGAAUACAUGUCCUUUGGAAUUUCAUCAAACAAUAACCGGCCAGUCAUGAUUGGAUCAGAUGUUGUAGUUGCUUGGGUAGACAAAGAAACUGGCAAGGGCUAUGCCCAGGACUAUUAUCUGGAUGACAAGUCCCAGUGUUCUGGCAAACGUGGUAGUUGUCCGGAUGCGAAUAUCGAGGAAAACACGAAUUCCAUUCGACUUCUUAAUGCGGCCAUGGUCAAUGGCUAUUCAAUAGUCACGUAUCAACGCUCUCUUGGUGCUGCCGACCGUUACGAUUUACCCAUAGUCAUGAAUACAUCUCAGGCUAUUGUGUGGGCCAUCGGUCCACUUAAUCAACGCAACGAAGUCUCCUAUCAUUCCAAGUACACGAAAAACGUACAUUUAGUGAAUUUUGGUCGACAACCGACAUGGAACUGUCCAAUGCCUGAGGGUGAAAAAUCUGUACAAGAUGCGGUGGAGGAUGAUGCAGAAGAGCAACAGGGAGAUGCAUCGGACGCAGAAGAAGAAGAAGAGUUCUAUGACAGCCGAACUCAAAAGCCAACCCCACAAGCCCUCAUGCGCCCAACAAGAAGGCAAGAGAUCUCAUCAUCAUCAGCUUCCCGGAAACCAGUGCCUACACCAAAGCCAGCAAAUACCAAGGGAGCAUGGGACAUACCACCAAUUCAAUGCUAUGAACCAGAAGAUGGAGUAUUCUACGCACAGAUGGGUCCAACUGGAGGCAAACAUGGAUAUCCGGCAAUUACCGGACACGUUGGCUGGGGUAUAUCGUGGUACAUAAACGGAUUACUGAUACCCGAGAUUCAUUUGGUCAGGGGAAAGGCAUACACGUUUGUUGUUGAAGGCGGAAAUAAUCCCGAUAUUCCGGCUAAAUAUCAUCCAUUCUAUAUUUCGGAUGAUCCAAUUGGUGGUUUCGAAUACAAGACGGACGAAGAAAAGGCUGCUGUAAAAGUGUUUGCUGGCGUCCACAAAUCACGGUCUGGCAAGGUCACACCAACCGGCGUUGGCCGCCUGUGCAACUGGACCCCAGAUCCCGAUGGCCCUCCAGCUGAUGACUUCCAAUCUUUCGGAGCCUAUCAACGUACCCUGACGCUAGAAUGUGACGACGGCGAGCCUGGUGUGAUCACUUGGACGCCAGACCGUAAUACACCUGACACCGUUUACUAUCACUGUUACACGCAUCGCCAUCUUGGAUGGAAGAUACAUGUGCACGAUAGUUGCGAUGAGGGUGCUGCAGCUUCGGAGAUUGAUGAAACCAUCGCCCAGCCAGAGGAGGAUUACACAGCCGAAUCAUCGAUUCGACACGAAACUAAGGUCAGCCCAAACGAUAAUUUUUUAUUGAAGCAUCAAACAGAUUUGAUUAAGAAUCACAAUAUGAACGGAACACCGCCAAAAUUGAGUUUUGAAUUAUCGAAGUCAUCGGAAAUAACUAAACUGAUUUCAGAUGGAAUCCGCGCUGCUGAGGCUCUCGAGGAGAGUUUAAAAACCCGAAAGGUCCCGUCAUCGUCAUCAUCAUCAUCAAUAUCGUCAUCAUCAACUUCAGGUCAGAUGUUUCCACCUAAAUUCCCACAAAUUUCAACAUCGGCCCCGGAAAUCUUGAGUGGAGAAACCAUGAAAAACCUCAGCUUACCAACCAACAUGCAUCCAUCUAUGCCACAGGACCCACUAACAUCCCAGAGUUCAGGACCCAUCACUUUUCUGAGACCACCCCAAACUAAAAUGCCCUAUAGACCCAUCAAACGCCGUCCUUAUCCGAUGAAAAAGGACCGUCACCCUAUCAAGCGUCCACAUCCACCAUCCCUCUUGGCGUCUAUGAUGCCAGCUCCAAGGCCAGUUGCCAUUCCACAGCCUUCGAUGAUAAUUAAUCAUUACCGCAAACCUAUUCCCUCAAUGAUGAAACCCUUCCUCAAGGAUAAGCCAUAUCCAGUUAAACCGGUACCGUCAGUUUUGCUCCUAGGUCAACCGACGGAAUUGGACUACAAACGUCAAACGGAACCACUUCUAAAGGCAACCAAACCGAAACCGAAUGGCAUAAUUCCAGUACCAUAUGCUGAUAUAGCCCCGCAAGAAACAAUCCAGAACUUUGUUUUUGCCUUCAACGGUAACGGCAAUGGCCUGUCGCCCAAGGAAAAAAAGCCCCUGUUGCCCGAAAAACUUCCCACCAUCGUUUAUAAGACCCCCUAUGAAGUGCGAGAGUCCCAGGAAGAUAUCGAUCUCACUGCCCUGAAACCAGCUGUCAACCAGGGAUUCAAACCCGAUACCGUGGUAGUCGAGGGUGGAUUCAAGCCCAUAAAUCGGAAGAAGACUGAUGAAGAAGUCAUCGGGGAGAAUGUGGUACAAAUUUCACGACGAAAAGACGAUCCCGGUUCUGAGAUCGACGAAGUUAUGGAAACCGACACCCUUUUCCUCAGUCAGGACAAUUCCCAAAACCAAAACUUUGAACCCAUGUUUAUUCCCUCACCACCAGACAGCACCAACGACACAAUCAUCUACAAUCAGAGCACGGCUGCCAAGUUGACGGCCAACCUGAGUGACAUGGAGAUAGAAGAUGGCGACGACAAAAUGGCCGUCGCUGCUGAACGUGUUGACACUUACUAUCUCCCGCCCGACAAGAAGCCAACAACAAGCCCCCGGCCGCUUCCAACAGGGGCUGUUGUGACAUACGAUGGCAAAGCAGUUCUUGACACAUCGCUGGUAAAUCCGCCAAAACUUGAGGCUCGCGACACCCUCAAAAGUACUCAAGGUCUGUCAAAGAGCGAGUCUCUAGUUCGCAAUACUCCUCAAUUUGGACCCUUCCGAGGAGAAAUGCCUCCGUCUAUUCCAGAUUUUCUGGCCACAGCGGAGAAUGAUAAAUCUUUCUCAAAACCAAUCACAGAGUACACAAAUCCUCUGACACUUGAAGGACUUACAUCAACAUCUCGUAGCGUGACGUCAUCACCCAUUUCAACAAAACUUAGUCUACUCAAAUCAACAUCGUGAUGAGAGUCCAUUUUAACACAAAACUUAGCAAAUUUUCUCUAUAAAUAUAAUAAAAGCGGGAUAUUCGUAUUCUUGAGUGGGUUAUUCGCAAAGUCUUCGAAGUGGGAUUCAAUUUAUUUUGAGACUACGAAUGGGCCCCGGUGUGACACGAAUAUUCGUAAUAUUUUAGUAUUCAUUCAUUAUUUUAGGUAGGUACGCAAAUACGAAGACCUCCAUGCAUACGUGUUUUCUGUGGUAUAUUUAAUGUUUGUUUUUGGUACUUAAUUUUUUAUCAUUUUUGUUUCAUUAGGUACCUUAUGUAGUAAAUUUAAAUAAGAUGCUAGUUUAUAUUUUUU
This is a messenger RNA of Eupeodes corollae, 4552 nucleotides long. It is a transcript of the gene Skeletor, whose product is annotated as protein Skeletor, isoforms B/C. The transcript is spliced from 9 exons. Lineage: Eukaryota; Metazoa; Arthropoda; Insecta; Diptera; Syrphidae. The coding region runs from base 297 to 4217 and encodes 1306 amino acids. The record is from RefSeq and is a predicted model, not a curated record.